AUGAAGUUCUAUAAGAUGGUGGCUAAGAUAAAUCACGAGGAGGUCAAGUACGUGGUUAAAAUGCGGUACCUUAGACAAGGUAUUUCGUACAUGGUGCGUAAUUAUAUUCAAAUGUCACUGGUAACUGAAGUUAUCGAAAAGGCCCAAGGGCAUCACUGGAUGAGUGCUGACAACUCGUAUGGUAACACUGGUGGUUGGGAUACCUAUCAUAGUACAACGAUUCUGAUGAUAAUGAGACAAUUUUUUGCGUUGUACCAAAAAUAUAUCGGUAUUGAUGUUGAUCAAAAUACAUCAAAGCUGUUAAUUCUGAAACCAGUUAAACCUCCUUUGCGUCUUUGCAGUGGCUUGCAGCUUGAGGACAUUGAACAAGCAAAAAUUGAUUGUGGCUACCAGCAGAAGGAUUUUGGGAAGACGUAUCUCUUUUUGGUUCCUAUACUUGCUAAUAAAAUAAUGAAACGAAGGGAAGGUGGCAAAAGAAGAGUGAGUUUUUUGGUGUUGCCGUAUAAUGUUGUUGCAGUUGAGUUUGAAAAGCGAAUGGCAGAGUAUGUUAAUGUGAUUGGUGUUAGAAAUCUUAACUCGUUUGAUGGCAGUAUUGAUUUGGUUGUGGGGACAGUUGAGAGUUUAACAAAGCUGAAUGUCAGUGAUUUUUUUUUGAAUUUUUCUCAGAAUUAUGGUCAACAGUGUCAGCUCUACCUCAGUGUGAUAGAUGAGGUGCAGGUGUUGAUUGAAGAAAAAGAAUUUCGCCGGUUGAACCGAGUGCACUACCGGAUUUUGCAUUCAUUUGAGAAGAUUGUAAGUUUGGGUGCGACGUUGCCUCGGAAUUUUGCAACAGAGAUGGAGAAAAAUUUGUUGGCACCGAAGGUGUACAAUACUGUGAAAACUGAACCUAAUCAAAAUGUUUAUGUUGAAAGGGAAUUUAUUGGAGAGGACAAGAAGAGAGUUGGUUAUUUGAUUGGUGUUGUCAAACAAUUUUUGGUGAGCAAUAGCGAUGGUAUUAUAUUUGUGUACUUUUGCAAUCUUGAGAAGCUUAAAGAGAUUAGUCAAGAGUUUGAUGAUGCUGUUGUUAUUCUGUCAGAAACGAAAGAUAUCAAGAAAGCACACCAGGAUAUAUCAAAGACACGUUUGAUUCUUGCUACAAAAGCUGCUUCAGUUGGUUUGGAUAUUUCUGGUAUCAAGCUGAUAAUUUUUUAUGAAACAUUAGCGACUGUUCCGGAAGCAAUUCAGGUCAUUGGCCGGUUGCGUGGGAAACCGCUGUAUGUUUUAUUUCUCUCGGCUGAUGAUGAAGUAACUAACGGAAAACUUGUAGUGAGUGAAUGUUUCAAGAAACAAAUGUGCGAAUUUUAUGGUUUGGAGUGGGGUGAUCAUCGCAAUUGUUGUGGGCAACCGGCAGAUUGUACUAAAACUAUUGUUGAGCAGAUGAGAAAUGUGACAGUGGAAGUGCGUGAGAAGAGACAGCAAGUGGAAGAGAGUAUGAUGGACAGGGCCAAGUUCAAGUUGGGUGAAAUUAAUGAAAGAUAUAAAUUUAUUAAAAUCGACACACUUUAUAAAUGGUUUGGAUUCUAUUUAACUACUUUGGAUAAUAGCCCAGUGGUUCGUGUUGAAGGUGUGUGCAAGUGGUGCUUUAUGUGCAAUGAAGGUUGUUCUCCGACAUGGUGCGAAAGACGACAGAUUGUUAGCUUGGCGUGUCGAGUUAUUUUUGGUCAAAUGAGUGGUGAUGAUGUUUGUGAGAUUGUUCAACAAGGGCUUGGUGGGUUGCAAUUGGAAUGGGUGGUCAAGAAUGAUUUAGAUACAAUGAUCAAUGAAUAUGAUAGUAAACUCUUGCAUUGUAACAAGUCAGUAUCGUUUGUCUAUUCAGGUGCAAGUGUUGGAUAA
Molecule: messenger RNA, 1872 nt
Organism: Candida dubliniensis CD36
Lineage: Eukaryota; Fungi; Ascomycota; Pichiomycetes; Serinales; Debaryomycetaceae
Exons: 1
Coding region: 1-1872 (623 amino acids)
Source: RefSeq, a predicted model, not a curated record